This is a messenger RNA of Haliotis rubra (blacklip abalone), 2791 nucleotides long. RefSeq lists its product as uncharacterized. Bases 89 to 2791 code for a protein of 900 amino acids. Lineage: Eukaryota; Metazoa; Mollusca; Gastropoda; Lepetellida; Haliotidae. The transcript has 16 exons. The record is from RefSeq and is a predicted model, not a curated record.
UCAAAGGAUACUGAGACAAGAGAAGCGAGCCAAGAUGCUGGGUGAAUAACGCUAGAUCCAGCAGGAUACUGACAGAAGAGUCUACAGGAUGGCUAUAUUCCACAUCAAGUACCCGAGACGGAGAGGAUUUCUCAAGUGGGAUGAAUUGGGUUGUCUGGCAAGAACUCUUGGGACCAACUCGACUAAACUCGCCCUGCAGACCGACUCUACUAAACUCGCCCUCCAGAACAACCCGACUAAACUCACCCUCCAGACCAACUCGACAAAACUCGCCCUGCAGACCAGCUCGACUAAACCCUGUUUCCAAGUCGACCUCUUCGAAAGCAACGUCACGGACGAAAUUACAGUGGAAAAGGAUGGCAUUCUUAUCAAGAAUGUCCUGCUCAUGUUGGAGUACAAGCUGCUGGAGUACCUGCACCAGACGAUCAACAUGCACAGCGCUGAGUGGAACAUGGCCGUCAUGAGGAAAGUCAUGCUACUGCUUGACCACAAAGCCCUGUCGUUUGAGGAGCUACACGACGUGCGUGUGGCGUACCAGCUGUACGGAGCAGGGGACAUGAAGGGCAUGUUGUUGGACAAACACACUCUUCUGAGGUGUCUCAAGAUGUGUGGGAGGAUGAUAGCGCCGUUGAAGUUGAUGCAUCGGAUCAAACACAUGAAGGAGCACUUCGAGGAGACUGGGCGGAUCCAGCUCGCAGAAUUCCUUGAUCUCAUACUCUGGUGCGACCUCCACUCCGGCUUCAGACAUGCAGACAUGGAAUACACAGAAGGCAAGAAGAACCAGCUCUUUAAGCUGGUUGACUUUGAGAAGCUUCUGUGUCACCAUGACGACCGUAUUGCCUGGGUGCUAAACAAAAAAUAUCUCAAAGAUGAAUGGGACUUUGGACACGAGACCCUCGGCAGUAACAGAAUGUUUAAGGAACCACCCAUCACCAAUGAGGCAAGGAUUCAGCAGACCAAGUUCCACAAGAAGAGUUACUGUCAUCUGAAGAAUGAGGUGGGACGUUCACAGAAGCGUGUGUAUCGAGCUCAUGCAGGCUACAUACGAGGACGACCGAUCACAGCGCCCAAUCUAAGCAUGUAUGGACCCAAAGAGGAGAAGCAGAAGGCUGUUGAGACCACAGCAAAGGAGGCGUAUCAGACAGUCAGACAGAGGCUUCGAUCGGCGCCUUCCACAGCCAGAUCAACGUCUCUGUUUGCGGAUCGUCCCACAACGAGGCAGUAUCAACGACUGACAACGCCCCGAGUUGUCACCAGGGGAGAUUUGUCGGAGGUUGAGACGAAGCUAAAUGGCCUCAAGUUUGAUAUGAUCACAAUGGACAGCAAGUAUGACAUAGACAAGGAAGAGAAGAUGGACCACUAUCUGCCUGGGUACCGCGAGAAGCUUGCACAGAGACCUCCCCAGGCCCUGUCUGUUCCUCCUCCGGAACCAAAGCCAGAACCUCCCAAGUCCACCCACUGGACAGAGGAGGUGAUUGAGGAGCUGGUCCAUCCCAAACUGAGGCUGCCUCCCUCUCAUGCUCGCAAGUGUGAUGCCAGAUACCGAGGCUGGCAGCAGGUGAAAACAAGACGAGGGUCACACUUUGUCCUGGUGUCUCGAUGCUACGAUUCGUCCCCAAAGGGCAACCUGUUCACCAAACUGCAGGAGCGAACCUUCACACCAGUCAGGCACAUCCACAAGGACCACCUCUACCGCAACACCAGCAUCAAACAGGUCCAGAAAGGGAAGGGUCGCUUGGGUGAAGACAGACCUGUCACAGCUCCUGCCUUCUUGCAGAGAACAAGAGGCAGAGGUGCGAAAGAAGAACAGUCUGAAAACAUGGAGGCAGAAAGCUUUCAUCAACAGGAUCCUAUCCCGGGAGAUGCGGAUCGAGAAGUUGCAGUUGCAUUUUGUGAAGAUGCCAGGCAGGAAGACAGGAUGGAGGUAGCUGAGAGGAGGAAUGACAAGGAACCAAGUCUCAAGGGGGCUGACUUUGGGUAUGAGUCUUUUGAGGAGGAGCUUCAGAACAACGAACCUCAGGUGUGGGGCAGCCAGAUGAAGGGAGCUGUGGUUUGUGAUGAAGGUAAUAUGGACAGUGGACUCGGUGAGGAUGUUGAGGUGCCAGUGCCCCACAUGGAGCACAGCAAACCCAAGAUUGUAGAAGUUGGACAGAUUGGGACAAUAGCUCUACUGGAGCAGAUAGCCGAGUCUCAGGACCUGGAAGAUAUGUUCAGUCAGACCUCUCGCACUCGCAAGACCGAGAAUCAUGAGUCAGAUGGCCCAAAAUCAGAAGAGAGGAAAAGUAAUCCGCUGUCCUCACCUGUGUCAGUCAAGUUCAAUCAAGUGACUGAAGUACCAUGUACCUCAAGUCCAGAUCCUGAACUGGAUGGUCCCGGUGUUGCCACGAAUGGACACACCGAGCUCGAGGAGCUUAAUAAUGACAGGACUGAGUCCACAAGCAUGGAGAACCGAUCUGAGUCAGUCAGUGAUGGUAGGACAAUGAAUAACCAGAAUGAACCUACACCAAACAGCAGGACAAGCGAACAGAGGAGACAGUCUUUGACAUCAGAAUGUAUGGAAUCUGCAAAUCAGGUCCAGGUUAGGAAAGAUCUGAAGCCAAGAAGUGCUAGCAGUGUUCGAAGUUCAAACCGUAGCACCAGCCCAAGCCUGAAGCGUUGCUACUCAGCAGGUAGCCAAAGGAGAAGCAGCUCCCUGACCGGCAACAGCAAACACUCCAGGCUUGUCAACAGAAUCAGUGACUCCAUUUCUCAAGAUCUCAGGAAAAGAUUACUAUCUGCAGGGCAUUGUUGA